AGUUGUUCCAACUUCGAUCAUCGAGAAUACCAGUCUCUGGAAACGGGCCGAUAGGCCAAGUUCUUGUAGGAUCAUUGCCGCAUAUUGCACUACUUCCAUUUCCAUAGAGCCUCCUACGAUUCAAGGGGUAAGCACCAAUGCAAAUGUCUGACAACCCGGUCAUCAACCCAACUUUUAUGGAUUUAGCUUCUUUUUGGCCCUGUCACCAAUCUUCCAACAAGCUUUGAACGUCCUAGUUUGACAUGUCUUCGCGGAGUUUAAGGCCCAUGUCCCGCUGUCAAAACUCCAGUUCCUUUUGUCACUCGCUUGUUUUCCGUUUCUCUCGUAUAAUACACAACCAACAUGUUUGCGCCCAUAGGCCUCGCAGUCUUGUCACUCUUUCCAUUCAGCAUAUCUGCUCAGUCGUGUUUCUUCCCUAAUGGUGAUACAGUUGAUUCAGAUACCGCGUGUAACCCAAACUCCAUAGUAUCCGCCUGUUGUUUCGACGGCCAAGCAUGUCUCUCGAACGGCCUCUGCGUCUCAGGUACCGAAGCGCGAACCCUCCUCCACCUCUCCGCCAACAACAUCUAAUCCACAUCACAAAGACCCAAACAACUCGACCCUCGCCCGCCUCCACCGCGGCACCUGCACAGACAAAACAUGGAAGAGUGGCAACUGCCCACGACACUGCCUCGACAUUGACAACAAUGGCGUUCCGGUG
Aaosphaeria arxii CBS 175.79 is the source of this 700-nucleotide messenger RNA. RefSeq lists its product as uncharacterized. Bases 343 to 570 code for a protein of 75 amino acids. Lineage: Eukaryota; Fungi; Ascomycota; Dothideomycetes; Pleosporales. The record is from RefSeq and is a predicted model, not a curated record. The transcript is spliced from 3 exons.